AUGUCGUGGAUUAGAUCGGCGGUGAGUAAAGCGGUGGAGGUUGGGAACAAGAACAACCUCACUCGCACCGUCAAGAGCUAUGCUGAACAAGCCGGUCAAGCUGUCGCCGAGGGCGCCAAAUUGUUCCAGGACCGUAUUGUGUCUCGGAACGUUAAAAGUUUUAAGCAGACUGUGAAAAGAUUGGAAGAAGCUUCUGUUUCAUGUAGGGGUCCAGAGAGAGUCCAAUUGAUGCGGAGAUGGUUAGCAGCUCUUAGGGACAUUGACAAGUUCUCUGGGUUUACUGUUGACGAGAGAGAAAAAGAGAAUGAGCAAAAUAUUCCUUCAGAAGAACCUAAAGGCAGUCCAAGGAAGCACUCUCAGGUUCUGUACUACGACGCCGACAUGGGAGGUGAACCAAUGAAUUUUCGUGAUGUCUUUCUCUACAGUCAAGCUUUGGAGGGAAUAACUAUCUGUAUGAUUCUUGAAGCUCCAAAUGAGGAGGAGGUGUCAUUGCUCCUUGAAUUGUUUGGGCUCUGUCUUACAGGUGGAAAAGAAGUCCACAAUGCUGUAGUCAGCAGUAUUCAGGAUCUAGCAAAAGUGUUUUCAAACUACCAAGAUGAAGUCUUGGUGAAGAGGGAGGAAUUGCUCCAAUUCGCUGAAGGUGCAAUCACUGGAUUGAAAGUAAAUGCUGAUAUUGAAAGAAUUGAUGCUGAGGUCUCCAAGUUAAGGAAAAAGAUUGAUGGAUUGACUGUUUCAAAGGAACUGCUGGACAAAGCUGAUCCAACAGUUCCAACACUAGAGGUAUUGAAAGAAGAACUGUCACAUAUUCGAGCUUGUUCCAAAUUAGAGGGACUUCUACUGAAGAAAAAAGCACUUAAGUAUGGAGAUACUCCAGAAGUUCAUGCUCAAAAAGUUGAUAAGCUGAAAGUGUUGUCUGAAUCUCUGUCUAGCUCCGCGUUAAAAUCCGAGAAGCGCAUCUCAGAGAACAAAAUCCAGAAAGAGGAAGCAUUGAAAUUCCGAGUUACUAAAGCGAAUGAAGCUGGGGAAAUAGAAAAGGAGAUAGCUGCCGAGGUUUCAGAGCUCGAGAAACAAAGAAAUGACCUUGAAGCUCAACUGAAAAAGGUCAAUAUUUCCUUGGCUGCUGCUCAAGCCCGCCUUCGUAAUGCCAGGGAAGAGAGAGACCAAUUCUUUGAAGCUAAUGAUCAGAUUGUUGCGCAUUUGAAAUCUAAGGACGAUGAAUUGUCGAAAUCCAUUGGUUCAUGUCGUGUUGAAGGGGAUGUUCUAGGCACCUGGAUAAAUUUUUUGGAAGACACAUGGGUUCUCCAACAUGCAUAUGCUGAGACCAAGAGUAAAGAGAUAAAUGAUGAACUGGAAAGACAUGAGGGAUACUUUGUGAAUUUGGUAAUUCAACUGCUUACGGCUUAUGAGAAAGAAUUGAAGCCUUCAAUUGAUCGCAUUGGAAAAUACGUGGAAAACUUGAAGAGUUUAAGUGAAGGAUCCAAGGUAGCUUCACCUGAUAAAGAUAAUUCUAGCAUAUUGAAUCCAAGAAAAAGCCUUGAAGAGGAAUAUCUGGACUAUGAAGCUAAGGUAAAUUCCAGGAAUUAUGAGUUUGCUUUUAAAACUAGAUGCAGAUUACUGCAAUAUUGUGUCAGACAAGUUUACCUGUUCCUUUCUAAAUUAUAGAGGAUGGCUGUGCAUUCAUUUUCUCCAUAUUUUUCUUAUGGACAUGAUGUUUGGCUGUGAUUUCCAUGCCUGAAACCUUGGUGAAUUUAUCGUAUUGUGCUCUAUAAUUGUAGAUUAUAACUAUGUUCAGUGUGGUGGACAACAUGAGAGAGCAGUUCUACUCUGGGCAGGGUAAACUAUCCAGGUUUGAUAAACAGUUUUUUUUUUUUUUUUUUUUUUUUCUCUCCUUCUGGCAAUAGAAUGUUUUUUUUUUCAAGGCUUGAUAAAAUGGUUGUUUCUAUUCCAGCAAGGAUGACCCAGCUGUUAAAGAGUUAUUUGAGAAAAUUGAGGUACUGAGAGGACAAUUUGAAGCUAUUGAGAGGCCAAAUCUGGAAAUGGAGAAUCCUACUCGUGAUGAGGAAGAGUCAUCUGGUGCCAAGGAGCAAGAAAGUGCACCGCAUCCAACUAAGAAUACAGAGGAAAAUGUCACUCACAAAACUAAGGUCCCUGAUGCACCAGCUCCAGCAAUUGCAUCUGAGCAUCCUCUUGAUGCUGAGGCAGAGUUAGCAAAGCUGGAGUCGGAAUUUGGUAAAGUUAACCAGGAUUACUCCGCGGAAGAAAUUGGUGACUGGGAAUUUGAUGAGCUUGAGAAGGCGUUAAACUCUGCUGACUCACCAACAAAAAAAUAAGUAACAUGACUUAAAAUCACUUCCCCCUCCCCGGUGCUUUACUGUUGUGUUAAAUGUAUAAUUUAAGAUAAAUCUUUCAAGCUCCUUCCAGCAAUAUUUAGCUCAGGAGCUAAUCACCUUCUGAUCGAUCAAUUCUCGUGUAAAUGCUGUUGGCUGUAAACAUCUGAAACCACAACUUCUGUAAAUGGAAACCGUAAAAGAAAAACUCAGAUAAUUCAGGUUGUUUUUUGUGGUUUAUAAUAUUGACACCAAGCCCUUUAUUUUCAGACACAUAUUUGUGUUGUCAGAGUAUGUGAACAUAAUGAUGGUGUUACCUUUACAGGAAGAUUUAACAGAUACCAGAUUUGUGGAUGGUAUGAGGAUAAUCUUUUUCUUCUUAAAAACUGGUUAGAAAUGAGAAUGUUCUAGCCGUGCAGGAAUAGCCGGUUUAAGGCAAUUGGAAGAAGAAGUGACGCCAUCAUGGUACAGGUGGGGUUCCGAAGACAUAUAUUUAUAUGGACAGAGACAACAGCUGAACAAGGUUCCUGAAAAUAGAAGUAGAGGUUUUCUGUCUCAUUUUUUGUUAGGCAACAUGAUGAAGGGAAAAUGGUGGUGGUUUUGAAAUAGAAAAGCCAAUAGAGAGGGGAAAGUAGCUUUGCAAAAGGGACAAAUCUUUUUGAAGAAGCAAUUUGUUUGAAACUGAAAUUCCAUCUGCUGCCACUGUUGCCGGUGGGAUUCCCGGCAGCGGAGGCCCUCCUCCACCCCUUUAGACGAAGUUACUGGCUGCUGAAUGCUGAUUGUGCCAUUCGUACCAACGGGAAAUGUCGUCCAGAUUUUCUGGUUUGUGGUGGGACGCCUUAUGUUCCGGCCAUUGUCACUUCCAUCUCUCUUUUUUUUUUUGAGAGUGAAAAUGUUUAUUGAUAUUAUGCACAUUGUUAAUCCAUUUUAACACUUAUAAGCAAAAGCUAAAUCACUAC
Oldenlandia corymbosa var. corymbosa is the source of this 3286-nucleotide messenger RNA. Lineage: Eukaryota; Viridiplantae; Streptophyta; Magnoliopsida; Gentianales; Rubiaceae. The record is from the annotation of a GenBank genome assembly.